AUUCAGUUAUCUCGUAUCGCUGUUCAUGUCAAAAUGCUUUACUUAGUUGCGCUCGGCGUUGCAGCUGUUCUGUGUUACAUUCUGCUGGCGCGAAGAAAUGCUCGCCUGUACCAGCUCCUCAGUGGACAGUUUCCUGGCCCAAGACCCUUUCCAAUUGUCGGCAACCUACUGCAGUUGGGCUUCACUCCAGACGCUUAUUUGAGAACGCUGCUGAAAUGGUUCAAGCAGUACAACUACAAAAACAUAUGCCUCUGGGCUGGGCCUUUGCCGUAUAUCAUGUUUGUGGAAAACAAUUAUGUGGAGUAUAUAUUGAGCAGCACUGCUCUGACCUACAAGUAUGAGCCGUACAACUUGCUCUAUCCGUGGCUGGGCAGUGGCCUGCUCACUGGCAAUGGCCCUCAGUGGGCGGUGCGGCGGAAGCUGAUUACGCCUUCAUUCCACUUCCGCAUCCUGAGGGACUUUCUGCACAUUAUGAACGAGACGAGCGGCCGUUUCAUGAAGCUGCUGGAGCAUGAGUCGGAGGCUGCACAGGGCGCUGCGUUCGAUGUGCAGGCGCUAGUCACUCGGAACACAAUUGAUGUCAUUUGUGAGACGGCAAUGGGCACUCGUGUGAACAGCAUUGAGGGACGACCAUCGCCGAUUGUGGGCGCCAUCGACAGCCUCUGUCACAUCAUCUCCGAGCGCGUCUUCUCGCUGUUUAAGCGCUCCGACAGCUUCUUCAAGUGCACCCGGCUAUACAAGCAACAGCAGCAGGCAUUGAUGACGCUGCGCACUGAGUUCGCUCAGAUCAUUGAGCAACGUCGCCGCCUGCUUCAAGCAGCCAGCUAUGAGGCCCCACAGCUGGACGAUGACCUGCUGGACACCAAACGACCCAAAAUGGCUUUCCUCGACAAUCUUCUGACUGCCGAGGUGGAUGGUAAGCCGCUGACAUUUGAGGAAAUAUUUGAGGAAGUCUCCACGUUCAUGUUCGAGGGCCAUGAUACAACUGCUUCGGCCAUCACUUUUGCCAUCUGGUGCCUGGCCUGGUCGCCCGAUGCGCAGCAUCGUGCCUAUGAGGAGCAGGCGCUUAUGUACGCCGCUGCAGAUGGGCGUGAGCGUGAUCCCACCUACCAGGAGCUGCAGGACAUGAAGUAUUUGGAUCUAGUCAUCAAGGAGACAUUACGCUUGUUUCCCAGUGUCCCGUUCAUCUUUCGCACAAUGCGCGAAGCAACAACAAUAUUGGACAAGCACCUGCCCAAGGACAUGACAAUUGGGCUGCCCAUUCUAGCCAUUGGCCACAGUCCGCACAGCUUUGAGGCGCCCUACGAGUUUCGCCCGGAACGCUUUGAGGCAGCUGAGCGAACAAAGGCGAAUGCCUUCGACAAUGUCCCCUUCAGUGCGGGCCCCAGAAAUUGCAUCGGUCAAAAGUUUGCUCUGCUGGAGCUGAAGGUGACGCUGUCGAAAUUGCUGCGGCGGUUCCGUAUUCUGCCCGCUCCCCUGGCCAAGCAGACCAUAGCGCAGGUCUUCGAUCAUACGUAUAUGCCGGGUCCGCAGGAAUUGAGGCUGCACUUGCCCAUCACACUGAAGUCGUUGAGCGGGGUUCCGGUUAGACUACAAAGACGAUAGGAGCUGAGGGCAAUGUGUGUCGGAAUUUAUUUAACUAUGGGCGUUGCGGCUGAGGGCUAAUUAUUGUUGGUCGGAAGAGCGCGU
Drosophila arizonae is the source of this 1689-nucleotide messenger RNA. RefSeq names its product cytochrome P450 4e3-like. Gene Ontology annotation, molecular function: monooxygenase activity; iron ion binding; heme binding. NCBI's taxonomy places the organism in Eukaryota, Metazoa, Arthropoda, Insecta, Diptera, Drosophilidae. The record is from RefSeq and is a predicted model, not a curated record.